Messenger RNA from Boeremia exigua, 3277 nucleotides. Its product is annotated as vacuolar segregation subunit 7-domain-containing protein. Bases 278 to 3277 code for a protein of 999 amino acids. Gene Ontology annotation, cellular component: fungal-type vacuole membrane; PAS complex. The transcript is spliced from 5 exons. NCBI's taxonomy places the organism in Eukaryota, Fungi, Ascomycota, Dothideomycetes, Pleosporales, Didymellaceae. The record is from RefSeq and is a predicted model, not a curated record. Gene Ontology annotation, biological process: positive regulation of phosphatidylinositol biosynthetic process; vacuole inheritance; protein localization to vacuolar membrane.
UCCAGUCUUACACAUCACCCCCCCAAUCCCUCCCUCGCUGCCAAAUGCACCUGUCCUCGCCGCGCCACGGACCCUCUGCUGCGAUAGCAAAUUUGGCCGUCCAACGGGCGACUGCCGCGUGCUGGCGAGUGUCAUUUCAGCGCUGACCGCCAUUGCUCGGUUACCGUGCGACUGCGUGCCUCGACUUGACCCGGACACCCAGUGCACCCAGCGCGCGCAGCAUGACAACGCUGCUCCGAGCGCGCCUGUCACCUGAAGUAAACGAUCCGCAGCCGACAUGACCUCGCCCGCUGCUGCUUCGCUGGACGCGCCGUUCCAGAGCAUCACAGGCGCGGAAGAAGUUGCUGAGCCGGCGUCGUCAUCGUCCACCACGCCGACGCCCACCACGGCCGCCUCGACGCGCGACAGCUCGACGUCCAGCCAAGCCUCGGUCGUGCAUGCCCCGCCGCCUGGCGUGCAGAGCAGCCCCGCGACCCAGCUGCCCUCGAUGCGCCGCCAAUCCCUCGCGCGCGACCGCUCGCUGAAUGCGUCCGCGUCGCCGUCGCCCGCCAACUCAGCCCUCAAUUCGCGCGAUGCCUCGCCCGCCCGCAGCCAGCGCCCGUCCAAUCCGCCGCCAGGCCCCAGUGCCCGCUCGCAGUCGCAGCUGCGCUCGCGCAAGAGCAGCGCCGACGUGAGUCCCAGCCGCGCGCCCGCCACCAGCUCGCCCGGCCUGUCUGCCGCCGCCAUCCAGCGCGCCCUCUCGUCCGCCAGCAUCCCGCAGCUGCCGCCCACCGUCGCCGCCGACGUCGCCCGGGCCCCUCGCCCGCUCAAGUCGCCCUCGGCCGCCGUCUCCGGCGACAGCACGCCCCACUGGCCCGUCUCGCCGCGCAUCAAGUCGCCGCCGCCGCCCGACGCCCGCUCGCACUCGCGCUCGCGCCGCAACUCGCUCCGCACCCAGGCCAAGAAGCCCGACCUUGCCUCGACGCCCUCGAUCGUCGUGCAGCACUCGUCGCCGUCGCCCGCGCCCGUCGCCCGCGUGCCCGUCAAGGAGGACGUUGCCACGCCCGGCGAGGAGGACAUGCCUGUCAUGAGCAUGAAGGCCCCGUCCCGCGGCGCGAGCGGCGCCGCGCCCAAGCUGGAGACCGUGCAGGAGUCCAGUCUGCCUGCAACACCGGGCUUUGACGGCGUGGAGCCGCAUAGCUUCGCGCCCACAGCAACCACCUCCACAGCAUCGACAACACCCAGGAAGGCCGACGAAGAUCGAAAUGACGUCAGCUCGUCAAAAGUUACCGAAGACCUCAGCAGCCGACCAAUCAUGUACGCCAACACCGGCAGCGGCAGCGACAGCGGCACCAAGAAUGGCGGCAAGGGCAAGAUGCAGGAGCAACGGUCGUCGUCCACCCACCGGGUGAGCAGCCACGUCUCCACCAAACCCUCGUUGACGUCGCUGUCGUCCCGCGCCCGCGACCCACCCCUGCGCAACAUGACGGUCGAGACCGAAACUGUCCCGUCGAUAGCACAGGCCACCAUCAGCAACCAGGAUCGCUCCGUGUCAGGCCGUGUCGACGGCAGUCUGCGAUUGAAACCCAGCAACGAGACAAUACGGCCCAAGAAAGAGAGGCGGCCCCCGAAGCGAAAGGCGCCGUCAAUACACUCCGGCACCGGUAGGUCUUCGCAGCUCCCCUAUCACUACCAAAUCCCCAGCAGGCCCGGCAUGAUGUCACUCCGCUCCUACGACGACCGGCGAUCGAUAGCGACCAUGUCACCGCCUGCCAGCCCAGAGAUGACCGUGUCUGCUUAUGCUCCGUCGUUCAGCUAUUUUUACUCCAAUACUAACUCAACUUCCCGCAAAGCUUCAUCAAAAGCAGAUGUCUUUGAACAGAAGGUCGCCAGCGCUGUCGACGAAGCCAACUCUUCCGACUCGGAUGCUACUUUCAUUUACGACCGGGGCGGUCACCAUUCAAGGACACCAAGCAUGACGUCGAUUGCGAGUCUCGCUGAUCCACGCCUUGCCAUCCGCAACGAGCAUAAGAACCCCGGCAAGAAGAGCAGCAUGAAGUUCACGAACCCUUACACCAACCCGAACCUGGACCUCGACGGCCUGGAGCGUGGUGAGGGCACAAUACGAUUGGGAUCUGGUCGCGCUGGCACAGGCAGCCACCACCACCACAUCGGAAGACAUGGACAAGGCCGUGGCGCUCUCGGGCACAUCUUACUCAGCGACGACGCUGCUUCAAUGUCACAAGGCUCACGUGGCCGCGGCCCAUCUUCCCGACACCCAUCGCAGCCGAACAGUCCUCGAUUCCACAAUUUCUCCAUUCAGAACGGUAUCGUCGCUAGCAACCACAAGUAUGGGGAGUUGUCAACAUACGACAUCGAUGCGGGCAUUGUGGCUGACGACGAACGCACGCCGCUCAUCCCAUCAGCCCGAAGCCCUCGCAUUCGGACACCACGCCGCAGAGACAGCGUAACGUUCAGCAGCCUUCAACGCCAACUAGAUCGCAGACAGCGUAACGAAGGAGGAUGGUGUCGUCGAUUUGCCGGAUGCCUAGUUCUGUCCAUUCUGCUACUAGUUGUUAUCUUCAGCUCCGUGGGGCUGGUGUUUGCAACUACUAAGCCUCUCGACAAUGUCAACAUUCGCCAGAUCCGGAAUGUGGUUGCUAGCCAAGAAGAGUUGAUCUUGGAUUUGGUCGUCGAUGCUAUAAAUCCAAACAUCAUCGGCGUCACAAUUACCGACAUGGACGUCAGCAUCUUCGCGAAAAGCAAGCACGUUGGCUCAGACCAGUGGUGGCACCAACACGGCAACGGUCCGAAACACAACAAUGAGGAGGACUGGCAGAAUAUUGACGUCGACGUCGCUGAAGCAUCCGGCAAAACGCGCGACGGCGUAGACGAAGGCACGGAUCCUAUCGCAGAUCCAGACGUUGGCGAGCCUCGUACCAUGUUGCUUGGCCGCAUCGACCACUUUGACUCUCCUCUCAAUUUUGAUGGCUCAUACUGGCAUCGACAUAAUGCUACGUCGGUCGGCGAAAUUCGCCUGACACACCCUGGGAGCAAAACCGAGGCUGGCGGAACAGAAAGAUGGGAAGAAGUCUCGAAAUAUCCCUUCCAAUUGCUUGUGCGUGGUAAUUUCAAGUACCAGCUCCCACUCAGUACACGAGAACUCAAAGUCAUAGUCGGCGCGGACUACCAUUAUGAUCCGGACGCCGAGAAGAGGAGGUUGACUACAAGUGCUGCCCCACCCAUGUCACCGGGAAGAUACGACCGCAGAACGAAUCCCGUCACUCUUUAUCGGUAG